CUGCGCACCAUCAAAGAUGUGAACGCGUGUUUUCUGCGUUUCGUUAUUAUCAGUAUAGGCUAUUCGGGUACCUACAGAAUCCUCACAAUCUUUCCAGAGACCAAGGGACGACCUCCUCGUCAAGAUGUUCAGUCAAAAACCUAAAAAGCCCGUUGCUGUCAACAAAGGCCCAGCUGCUCCCGCACAACGCCCUCCGGCCGGACGUCCUCCAGCUGGCCGACCGGCUCAGCCACCUGCCCAGCGACCUGCUCAACCCGCUCAGCGACCAUCACAGCCUGCCCAGCGGCCUGCUCAACGACCGGCCGGUUAUCAACCGGUGACUGCUCCGAGACCAGUUGCAGGUGCUCCUGUUGUCGGAAGACAGCCUGCUCCCAAUCAUGGAAUGCAGAUGACCCAAAUGAAGAAACCGCAACAAGCUACGCGUCCUCCGGCCAAGAAGCCAGCUCCUGCUCAAGGACAGAAGGCUGGACCACCAAAAGGUCAUGCUCCGCAAGGUGGAGGCCGGCCAGUCCAAAGGGCUGGACCUGCACCAGUUCAAGGCUACCAUCCCGGCCACCCUCAACAAAGCCACAAGAAGAGCUCGUCGAACAUGAAGUAUGCAGCUGGGGGUGCUGUCGCCGGUGCGGCUGGUGCAGGAGCAGCCAUGUACUUCCUGAACAACGACUCGAACGAGCCCACUUACGUUAUCAACAACUACGACAACAGUCAGGGCCCAGAGAACAUCACCUAUACUCAGUACAAUCAAUAUGAAGGUGACUACAUAGACAAUGGAGACUAUCGGUAUGACAGCGAUGGUGAUCGUCAAUACUCUCCAAACAGUCCAGACGGCGAUAAUCGCUACUAUCGCUACUACGAUGAUGAUCACGACCAGUACGCCAAUGACACAAACUACGGCAACCAAUACGACAAUGAUCAGGUGGAUACGUCGUAUGAUACCACAAGGUACCAACAACCAAGUGACCAGCAAAAUGGUGGUGACAACGGCAACGAUGACUGUUGUGGCUGCGACAAUUGCUGCGAAUGCGAAAACUGUUGUGACUGCGAUGGCUGUUGCGGGUGUUGCGGUGAUGACAAUGGCAAGGACGGUGGCGGUGGGUGCGUUGUAAUGUAAUGAAAUGUGUCUGGGAAUAGAGUAAUGACGGGUUCUACUAUACACGGUAAUUACAGAUUAGCGAUCACUUAAUUUUGAUGAUAUUUGUUUAAUGGCUCGUGCGGGUCUAGGGUGAGACCAAGACAUGAUCACGGACAGUUAGUGAAUGAACAAUGGCGUGCAGCACGACUUACUCAGUUUCGCCAGACAUGAUACUAAAGAAGCAAAAGAAUAUCAACUCGCA
Molecule: messenger RNA, 1334 nt
Organism: Fusarium odoratissimum NRRL 54006
Lineage: Eukaryota; Fungi; Ascomycota; Sordariomycetes; Hypocreales; Nectriaceae
Exons: 2
Coding region: 125-1111 (328 amino acids)
Source: RefSeq, a predicted model, not a curated record